Messenger RNA from Cladophialophora psammophila CBS 110553, 606 nucleotides. RefSeq lists its product as uncharacterized. The transcript has 2 exons. The coding region runs from base 1 to 606 and encodes 201 amino acids. The record is from RefSeq and is a predicted model, not a curated record. Lineage: Eukaryota; Fungi; Ascomycota; Eurotiomycetes; Chaetothyriales; Herpotrichiellaceae.
AUGCUGGAGAAACUGUUCCACGGCACAUCGGGAAGCAAACCUCCGAGAGGCCUUCGUCCAGCACACGUUAUUGGAUUGCCUGUGUUUUCUCUCUAUCUGUAUCCUUCCACUUCUUCUACUCAAUUUACGGGUCCCCAAUCUGACUUGAAUCUGGAGAUCCAGAACCACGGACCCGCCCUCGAAGUCGCGCAGAGUCCCGCAGCAGAGCAUCCCUCUGUGCCAGCGGGCGCCGAAGCUGGAUCCAGUGCCCGAAGCACUGCCGUCGCGGACACGGACACGGACCUCAUAGAGCCGGCUCCGCCAGAUCCAGCCCAAGACGACGUGAGGGCUGCUACCACCAUACAGCCUCGUCGGCGCCGGUCGUCGCGUCUGAGCGCGCUCUUGCAUAGACGCUCUGCAGGCGGCGACCACCUCAACGGGAGCCAAAGCUCGGGCAAUCCCCAGCCAGGACCAGGACCAGAACCAGGGGCAGAGCCGGAGUGGGUGUCGGAGUCGCAGAGGCCGGAGGUCGUCGUCACCACAGGGGGAACCAAGCAUAAGUUCUGGCAUGGCAUCACCAGCGUGGGAAAGGAGAAGGUCCAUGACGCUAAACCCACGAGGGCUUGA